Papilio machaon (common yellow swallowtail) is the source of this 1552-nucleotide messenger RNA. RefSeq names its product alpha-amylase-like. The transcript has 10 exons. NCBI's taxonomy places the organism in Eukaryota, Metazoa, Arthropoda, Insecta, Lepidoptera, Papilionidae. Gene Ontology annotation, molecular function: alpha-amylase activity; cation binding. Bases 32 to 1552 code for a protein of 506 amino acids. The record is from RefSeq and is a predicted model, not a curated record. Gene Ontology annotation, biological process: carbohydrate metabolic process.
UAAACUUUAGUUGUUUGAUUAAUAUUUUGAAAUGUUUAUUUUCGUCCUUAUGCUACUUGUUUUAAGAGCGUGUUCGUGUGAUCAUCACAGACGAACAAAUCAGUUGCCAGAUAGAUCGACCAUAGUUCAUUUGUUUGAGUGGAAAUGGAAAGAUAUAGCCGAUGAAUGUGAGAGAUUUCUAGCUCCAAAAGGGUACGGAGGAGUACAGAUUUCUCCACCAUCAGAGAAUGUGAUUAUUCAUUUGGCAAAUGGAAAACGAACGUGGUACGAGCGUUAUCAAGUAAUGUCAUAUAAAUUAAAGACCAGAUCUGGAGACAAAGAUGACUUUGUAAAUAUGACUUCAAGGUGUAAUAAGGUUGGCGUUAGAAUUUACGCUGAUGUGGUUUUUAAUCAUAUGACUGGUGACCACAAAGGGAAUAAAGGUACAGGUGGUAGCACUGCGGACUUUCCAAACUAUUCGUACCCUGAGGUACCUUAUACAAGAGAACAUUUUCACUAUCCACACUGUAUUAUUAAUAAUUACUAUGACGUUAACCAGGUUAGAAACUGUCAACUCUUGGGACUUAAAGACUUGAACCAAACAAUGGAACAUGUACGACAGCGCAUAAUACGAUAUGCCAAUAAACUAAUUGAAUACGGAGUUGCUGGGAUAAGAGUGGACGCGGCAAAACACAUGUGGCCGAGAGAUCUCCGUGAGAUUUAUAGUAGGCUUCGCACUCUUAAUACUGAUUACGGUUUCCCGCCAAACACAAAGCCUUACAUUUACCAGGAAGUUAUUUAUUUCGGUAACGAACCAAUAAAACCACAAGAAUAUACACCUUUAGGGGACGUUACAGAAUUCAGGGUCGGAUCGGAACUUCAAAACGUUUUUCGAGGUCGUAAUGCGCUGAAAUGGCUGUUUUCUUGGGGGGAACAAUGGGGCCUAUCACCGAGUGACACCGCGCUAACAUUUAUUGACAAUCACGAUACCCAACGGAGUGGUAACGUAUUGACUUACAAGGAAUCGAGACCUUACAAGGCCGCUGUGGCAUUUAUGUUGUCGCAUCCGUACGGCGAGCCACGAAUUAUGAGCAGCUAUGCAUUCGACACCGCCGAUCAAGGACCGCCUAGUGAUGACAAAGACAACAUAAUUUUUCCAAGCAUCAAUGAGGAUGACACUUGCGGUAAUGGGUGGGUGUGCGAACAUCGCUGGCGUCAAAUCUAUCAAAUGGUCGCGUUCAGGAACGCAGUGAAGUACACUGCGGUACAAAACUGGUGGGACAAUGGCGACUGUCAGAUUGCUUUCAGCAGAGGUGAAAAGGGAUUUAUAGUAUUCAAUGGCGAAGCUUAUCCACUGAAUGCCACGCUAAAGACUGGAUUACCUAAAGGUGAAUAUUGCGACGUGAUUACUGGUAAAAAGCAAAGAAACAGUUGUACUGGAACUAAAGUAACAGUUAAUGACAAUGGUCUAGCUGAUGUUUAUAUUUCUAACGACGCUGAAGAUAUGCAUUUGGCCAUACAUGUAGGAAUUGAGGUAUUAAUAUCUAUAUAUAAAAUAAGAAUUACAUUUUGA